This is a messenger RNA of Quercus robur (English oak), 2127 nucleotides long. RefSeq lists its product as uncharacterized. Lineage: Eukaryota; Viridiplantae; Streptophyta; Magnoliopsida; Fagales; Fagaceae. Gene Ontology annotation, cellular component: cytosol. Gene Ontology annotation, biological process: proteasome assembly. The transcript has 17 exons. Bases 106 to 1686 code for a protein of 526 amino acids. The record is from RefSeq and is a predicted model, not a curated record.
UUUGUCUCUCAAUCUAUUCUCUUCUCUCUUCUCCCAAAAAAAAAAAAAAUCUAUUCUCUUCUCUGUUCCACACUGAAACUAGCAAACAAGCAAAAGCAAUCAACUAUGGAGGAAGAGUACUCGGUAGACGAUCCAACUCAUCUACUCCAAGAAGCUUCAGAUUUCGCAUUGUAUCCUGGUGCUCAAAACGAUGCUUCAGCGAAGGACUUCCUCGACCGCUUCCCUCUUCCAGUCAUAAUAAACGCAUUACAAACCAAAGGGGAUGUGCCUGGUCUAGAGAAUACUUUAGUUGCGUGUCUGGAAAGGAUAUUCAAUACAAAAUAUGGUGCCUCUUUCAUCCCCCAGUAUAUGCUUUUUGUACAAGUUGGUCUGAAGGCUGAUUCCCAAAUAGUGAGGUCUUUAGCGUGUAAAACGGUUACAUGCCUUUUGGAGCAUUUUGAUGACAAUACUAUUUCUCCUGCACGGCUAAUAGUUGACCAUGAUGUAUAUCCUCUUUUGCUUGAUUGCCUCCUAAAUGGCAAUGAACAAGUGGCAGCUGCAUCAAUGGAUGCAAUCAAGAAGUUAGCUGGCUCUCCUGAAGGGAUGGAUAUCAUCUUCCCAGCUAAUAACAACGAAGCUAUGCAUCUUGGAAAUAUGGCAGCCCGAUGUUCAUCACUGGGACGGGUUCGAGUUUUGGCUUUAAUAGUGAAGCUAUUCUCUAUUUCCAACUCUGUGGCAUCCACCAUUUACAAUUCAAAUCUACUUAAUUUGUUUGAGGCAGAAAUCAACAAUACAAACGAUACCCUUGUCACAUUAAGUGCUUUGGAGCUGUUGUAUGAGUUGGCAGAAUUUCAGCAUGGAACGGAGUUCUUGUCAAGAACCACCCUUCUUCAUUUACUUUGUUCUAUCAUCAGCAGCACAUCAACCGAAUCAAUUUUAAGAUCGAGGGCGAUGAUGAUAAGUGGAAGGCUUCUGUCCAGGGAGAAUAUUUAUUCAUUUAUUGAUGAAUCUAGUGUUAAGAUUGUGAUUUCAGCCCUUGAUAAAAUACUUGAGUUGUCAGAAAGUCAAGAUACAGAUGAAAGUGAAUCUGCACUUGAAGCAUUGGGUCAAAUAGGGUCAUCGAUCGAAGGAGCUGUUUUGCUACUCUCCAGUUCACCGCCUGCUGCAAGACAUGUUAUUGUUGCUGCUUUCGAUCGGCAAGGACAUGGCAAACAGCUGUCUGCACUGCAUGCUCUUGGAAACAUAGCAGGAGAAUCAAGACCAGAAAAUAAAAUUUUACUUAAUGGAGAUGCAGAAGAAAGCUUGCGACGCUUAAUGUAUAUAACAGCAUCCAAGAGUUCAAAGCUGACACCAUCUGGCCUUUUGGUUUCAGUUCUUCAACAGGAUUCAGAAAUUCGUUUGGCGGGUUAUAGGGUGAUAACUGGUAUGGUGGCUCGGCUGUGGUUCCUGAUGGAAAUUUGCUCAAAACAAGAGAUUAUAAAUAUAGCGACUGACGCAAGUACUGAAACCACAAAAAUAGGCAUGGAAGCAAGAUAUAAAUGCUGCCAAUCAAUCCACAAGGCUUUUGUGUCCUCAAGUAAACUUCUCAAUGAUCCUGCUCUCGCUGGACUAGCUGCAAAGUUGCAGGAAGCUGUUAGAAGGGGUCCAUAUCUUGCCAGAAAGCAUGUUGAAGCUCAACCUGUAGUAGUGACAGCUGACAGAUUUUAGAUAAUUCAGCUGCUGUGAGCUGAUCAAUUUAACCAUGUUCUUUUUAAAAAUUCCUUUGCCAACCUUGGUGUACACAAGAACUAUGUCAUUUCAGUUUGAUGAUGACAUAAAAGUAUAGGACCUUGUAAAAAUAUACUUGACUCUUCGCUGUUGGUUGUCAUGUCAUGGGCUAUAGUUUCUACUUGCCAAAUGAAAAAGGGGCUAUAGAUUCAUAGAAAUGCCUGCCAAACAAAUUGCAAGGGUACCUUAACAUGAAUGUGACUGGAAGGGCCGUAAAAAGCCUUGUAAUACUAAUGUUUGAUACAUAUGAACAUCAAGGACUCACUGUGUGAGUUCAGAAAAGCUGAACUGCAAGAGCUACGGUCCGUAUUAUUCACUCUCUGCCAUAGUUUCCUACAUCCAAAUACGAAAUGAUCUAAUGGAAAAUUAUUUUAUGAGACA